Molecule: messenger RNA, 702 nt
Organism: Ascochyta rabiei
Lineage: Eukaryota; Fungi; Ascomycota; Dothideomycetes; Pleosporales; Didymellaceae
Exons: 3
Coding region: 1-702 (233 amino acids)
Biological process (GO): signal transduction
Cellular component (GO): plasma membrane
Molecular function (GO): GTP binding; GDP binding; GTPase activity
Source: RefSeq, a predicted model, not a curated record
AUGGAAGCGCAGGACCGCAUCACCAUCACCAUCUGCGGCGACGGAGGAUGCGGGAAAAGCUCGAUAACCCUGCGCCUCGUGCGCUCCGAGUGGACGUCCGACUACGACCCCACGAUCGAAGACUCGUACUCGGUCACCCGCUCCAUCGACGGCCACUCGUACCACCUCAUGCUCACCGACACCGCGGGGCAAGAGGAAUACCGCGGCCUCUGGGCGGCCAGCAACCUGCAGUCCGACGCCUUCCUGCUCGUCUACGACAUCACCUCGCCCUCGUCCCUGGACGCGCUGGACUACUUCAUGGAGAUGAUCACCAUGGAAACCGAGACCCGCCUGGACAACAACGGCAUCCCGCCCGUCAAGAUCGUAGCCGCCAACAAAUGCGACCUGCAGACCCUCCGCGCCAUCGACGCCAAGACAGGCCUCGAGUGGGCCCGCGCCAGGGGCUGCGGCUUCAUGGAAACCAGCGCCCGCGACAUGGUCAACAUCGAGGAGACGUUCGCCCUGCUCGUCCGCCGCGUCGCCGAGGCCCGCGCAAACGCCGGCCGCGCCCAGCCCGCGACCACGGCCUAUCCGCACACGCCCCAGCUGGCGGAGCAGGGCGCGGGCGGGGAGAAGGCCGGUCGCGCCGGGGAGAGCGCGCGAGCGGGUGACGAUGAGGCGGCGGACAAGGACGGGUUCUGGAGCAGACUGCGCUGCUGGUGA